Molecule: messenger RNA, 954 nt
Organism: Saprolegnia diclina VS20
Lineage: Eukaryota; Oomycota; Saprolegniomycetes; Saprolegniales; Saprolegniaceae
Exons: 1
Coding region: 1-954 (317 amino acids)
Biological process (GO): translational initiation
Cellular component (GO): eukaryotic translation initiation factor 2B complex
Molecular function (GO): guanyl-nucleotide exchange factor activity; translation initiation factor activity
Source: RefSeq, a predicted model, not a curated record
AUGAGCACCAAGGUGGUCGACGACUUCUUGGCGUACCUCCAGGACCCCGACUCGGCGAUCGCGGUGGCCGUCAUCAAGGCGCUCACGGGCGUCGUCCAGCGCUCGAGCGCGAGCACGAUGAUGGAGAUCGAGAGCGCGCUCACGGAAGCGGCGGCGCAGCUCAAGGCGGCCGCCGACGGGCCGGCGCCGACGCAGGCGCUCUCGUCCAUCUCUGUCACGGCCGUGUGCCAGCUCUUCCUGCGCUACGUCACGCGCUGCUUCCUCGAGUUUGACGACUUUGACCAGUGCAAGAGCCAGCUCAUCGACCGCGGCAAGCUCUUUGCCGAGACGUCGCUUUUGAGCCGGAAGCGCAUCGCCGACCUUGGCCACAACUUUGUGCGCGACGGCAUGCAGGUGCUGACGCACGGCGCGUCGCGCGUCGUGACCGGUCUCCUCCUCCAGGCCGCCAAGACCAAGCACUUUUCGGUGCUCGUGACCGAAGGCCGCCCGAACGGCGCCGGCUACAAGACGGCCGAGGUGCUCUCCAAGGCGGGCAUCCCCACGACCGUCAUCGUCGACGCCGCCAUGGGCUACUACAUGGAGAAGGUCGACAUGGUGAUUGUCGGCGCCGAAGGCGUCGUCGAGAACGGCGGCAUUGUCAACAAGAUCGGGACCUUCUCGGCCGCCAUGAUCGCGCAUGCGAUGAAGAAGCCGUUUUACGUGGCGGCCGAGAGCUACAAGUUUGCGCGUCUCUACCCGCUCAACCAGAGCGACUUUCCCCACAGCCGCAAGGACGACAUGAGCAACCUCCCGGCGUGCGCGUGCCGGCCCAAGACGACGGCGCAGGCCAACCUCACGGUCGGUAGCCCGUCCUGCGACUACACGCCGCCCCACUACAUCUCGCUCCUCUUUACGGACCUCGGUGUCCUCACGCCGUCGGCCGUCUCGGACGAACUCAUCAAGCUCUAUCAAUAA